Molecule: messenger RNA, 519 nt
Organism: Candidula unifasciata
Lineage: Eukaryota; Metazoa; Mollusca; Gastropoda; Stylommatophora; Geomitridae
Source: the annotation of a GenBank genome assembly
AUGUCGUAUCCCAAAGAUCCGUACUAUGAGAAAGCUCCUACAGGUGGCAGCUAUCCACAAAUGGCUGCGGCACCAACAGGCCAGUAUUUUCCACCAUCAUACCCUAGUGCACCUCCACCAUAUUCAGCGGUUGCUCCUGCAGGACCUGGGGCAGCAGUGCCCACCUACCAGCCGGCUCCAUAUGCUUAUGGUACAGCAGGUGUACCAGGACAGCCUUAUUCAUCCAGUCACAUGGUGAACUCUGCCCCUCCUCCAUACGUCAACUACGGACAACCAGCUUUUAACCCUGGCUACCCAGUUCAGCAAGGGUUUGCCUACAGUGUACCACCAGUAGCAGCAGCUCAGUUUGAUGCCGGUGCAAGAUUUGAUGGUAUCGCAUCACAGAACAUUCCGCCACCACCCCCAGGUUAUGCCCCGAAUGCAGCACAGAUGGCAGCCGCUCAUGGUGGGACAGUGAUUGCCACCCAGAAGAAAUCUAACUGGUUUUCUGGCAAUGGAGGCGGAGUUUCAUUUUGGUAA